AUGCCACUACCCUCGACAAGUACCAAUGAUACCAAAAGUGAAGAAGCAAACAUGAUAAACAUGGUCUAUAAUUUUGACUGGUCAUCAACUUCACUUGGCCCUAUGGACUCGUGGGAACCUACUAUCAAAACAGCUAUGUGUAUGUGCCUCAAUUCUACGUUUCCCAUCUGUCUCUUUCUCGGUCCCCCAGAAUGGAUCUUUCUAUAUAAUGAUGUGUUUUCAGAACAUUUAUAUCAGCAACAUCCAUACGCAUUAGGAAAACCAAUGAGAGAUGUUUGGCCCAAAACAUUAUGUGAUAUUGUUAUUACACUAUUAGAAGGAGUAAGAACGACUGGAAAAGGACACUUUAAAAAAGAUGAAUUUUUUGAAGCACCGCGUGUUGGAUAUAGUGAAGAGAGUUAUUAUACCACUUCAUUUACCCCAAUUUUCAAAUCAGAUGGUACAGUCUGUGGUAUAUUAGAUAUUGCACUAGAAACUACUCAAAAUGUUUUAAAUACUAGAAGAUUAAAGAUACUGAGCGAAUUUGGAAAGCGGACUCCUGGUUGGUAUUCAUAA
Molecule: messenger RNA, 555 nt
Organism: Dentiscutata heterogama
Lineage: Eukaryota; Fungi; Glomeromycota; Glomeromycetes; Diversisporales; Gigasporaceae
Source: the annotation of a GenBank genome assembly